Molecule: messenger RNA, 2622 nt
Organism: Mycosarcoma maydis (corn smut)
Lineage: Eukaryota; Fungi; Basidiomycota; Ustilaginomycetes; Ustilaginales
Exons: 1
Coding region: 1-2622 (873 amino acids)
Biological process (GO): actin cytoskeleton organization
Molecular function (GO): small GTPase binding; actin binding
Source: RefSeq, a predicted model, not a curated record
AUGGCUGCCGCAGCACCCAUCAAUUCGAAUCGCAUUCGACCAGGUCAGUAUUCUCGACAUAAUUCUACAGUCGAGAUUGGCAAGGAGAACGAGCCGCUCUCUCCUCGAGGCCUCCAACAGCAUGACGAUGCAAAUCUGAAGGCCAAAGCACAGCCUGUCACUAUGGAUCCCAAAUAUCGUCUUCGAGGCACUUCUCCCGAAGAUACAGACAGAGCAACUCGCUCCAAGCUCGGCUCCUCCUUCAGUCCCAAAAAGGGUCUACGAAGUCGCAGUCGAAGCCGCAGCAGAUUGUUCGGCAAAGACAAGACCGACUUACUCAACAAUCCAUCUGCCUCUGUCCCUCCUCAGCCGUAUGCGGCGACGCGCACGCCCGAGCAGAUCGAUGCCGACUUUCUCGACCUUCUCGACGAGCUUCAGGUGCAGCCAGAGAUGCGCCGAAGGCUUCUCAGCCUCAGCUCUACUGUGAAAGCUUCCAUGCUCCAGGGUCAAGCGUCUCUCAGUCUGGCAACCUUCGGAAUGAAUGAUAGUUCAUGCUCCCUGUCUUGUUCACCCACAAAGUCGACUCGUAUGCCGAUUCCUGAUCUUCUCAAAGGACGUUCUUCUAGUCGGCCAGCUUCGACGGUCUACCCAUCUUCCCCUCUGCUUGACCAGCCGCCCACUUUGAGCCACUCCGGUGACUCUGCCGAGCUGAUGGCGCCCCCCAACACAGCGCAGCUGUUUGGAGCCGGGCCCCCUCGACAAGUCUCUUCUGGCUCGGUGGAUUCUGGCUCCUCAGAAUCUGGCAACGCGAGACAGAUUUCCAAUCCAUCACGCAGUGUCAUUCGCGACGCUUUAAAAAAAUCAAGCCCCAACCUCGGUCAAGGUGGUUCUUUCAUCUCGCUCGCUGCUUCCGCCGUCGGCGGUACUAGCAGUGCAGCUUCGGGCGCUCGUCCGCGUUCCAUGUCGUUUGGUAAAGAGUUUGCCGCUUCGUUUGGCAAAGAAACGCCAGAGAGCUUUGCUACCAUGCUCAAGUGUACCGAUGCCAGUAGGAUUGACAUUGCUCGAGUCAAGCGGAUGCGUGCCGUGCUGGCUGCCGAGUCACCCGCUUGGAUUUCGACUUUUAUCGGUCUCGAGUGCGGCGGAUACGAUGCGAUGCUGGCACGCCUUGAUGAAUUGCUGGCCAUGGAGUGGCGAGAGGAGCAGCACGAUGACAUGCUCCUCCACGAACUCUUGCGUUGCUUUGUCGCUUUGAGCACCACCGAAGUGGGUCGAGAUGCGCUCGCCUCGCAAGCUCCACGACCGUUUCGUCAGCUCGUCGACCUGCUCUUCUCCGAGAAGAAACCCGGCGAUCUCGGCACGCGCAAACUCAUGGUCGAGAUGCUGGCCAUCUUGCUCGACCUUCAACUGCCCGCUUCGCAAUCACACUCGCAGUCAUCGCUCAACUACCUCGUCGAGCUCCUCCAGAAUCCCUCGGAUCCAGCCAAGGAGUCUGUGGUCGACUUCAUCAAGCAGACCCACGCGCCACGUCCAUUCAAGACGUACGUGGUCGAGGUGUCCUGUGUCUGCCGCGAUUACUUUUGGAUCUUCUGCCACUCUCAGAACUUCUACUGGAGGUUUGAGGAGUUGCACGACAAGAUCGAUACAAUCAAAGGACCUAAAGUUCCAGGCGGAAUGACGGGCGGUGUCGAGUUUGAAGCUAUGGCCUAUUUGACAGCGCACUUACGCUUGAUCAAUGCGAUCGCCAGCGUUCUGGUGCAGAUCAAGUUGCAUCAGCUGCCGAAGCCUGCGAUGAGCGCGCUCGAGUUUCACAGCAGCUUGUUCGCCUCGGGAAUUGAGAGGGUGUUGGCGACGCUCAGGAGAUCGUCUCAACACUACUACCCCACGACGCAUUUAGAACUGGCCAGGUAUUUGAGCCUGGCACAGCAAGCGCGCUUUGAUUUGCCGUAUCAUCUGACGGAUUGGUUGCAAAGUCCAAAGUUGAAAGCUGCACCUUUGCUGCCGCUGUUGGAGCUGCCGCAUUUGAGCGCGCCUUCUCACUUGCCGCCGGCGGUCCCUACAGCAGGCGCUGCGGCCGGAUAUGGGUUGGCCGGAGCGUUGGUUACCCCUAUCACGCCGAUUCGUGCUUCGUCGACGAAUGCGGAGGUUGCGAGUGCUGUGCGCGCACCAACAACGGCGGAGGCGACGUCUACGGUCGCCCGAUCCAAAGCAAUUCGCUCUGCUUCUCAUUCGCCAACCAAACACCAACCAACGUCCACUUCGCCUCACAAAGCCGACCACGUUGAUACCAAGGAUGACUACUGGGACUUCUCCACCGCCCCAACUCCCGAUCCAGUUGCGAACGAACGGCAAGUGCAAAUGGUCGGCUUCGACCGUCGUCUCGAUUCACAAUUCAGCUUGUUCGAACACCAGGUGGGAAUGCCGAGCUCAUCAACGUCCCGACGCAUCCUGGGGCUCAACGAGGCCGUCAGCCAGAACCUCGCCAUCCACGGACAGCAAGCAACCGCAGAAGAGGCCGAGCAAUCAGCUCCACCAGUUGCACCACCGCGGAUCGGCAUGCACUCGGUCGUCGGCUCAGCAGUCAAAAAAUGGGAGAGCAUGAGCAUUUCCACUUCGCCCACCAAAUCCGCUGCUCACAGAUUCUGA